This is a messenger RNA of Helobdella robusta, 1723 nucleotides long. RefSeq lists its product as hypothetical. The transcript has 12 exons. Gene Ontology annotation, cellular component: cytoplasm. The record is from RefSeq and is a predicted model, not a curated record. Bases 1 to 1149 code for a protein of 382 amino acids. Gene Ontology annotation, biological process: D-xylose metabolic process. Gene Ontology annotation, molecular function: NAD+ binding; UDP-glucuronate decarboxylase activity. Lineage: Eukaryota; Metazoa; Annelida; Clitellata; Rhynchobdellida; Glossiphoniidae.
AUGACAUUACUCAUCAUGCUACUUUUAACAGUUUAUGCCUAUUCCAAACUUCAAGAUGAAAUAAGUAUCACCAACACUGUACCACAAAAACAAUUUUCAUAUGAACAUAGAGGAGAUGACAUAAAAAUAAAAGUAGAAACAAAAGAUGAACUGUCAGAUAAGAUCUUUAUGCUGCAAGACAAAAUUAGACAGCUGGAGAGGCUUGACAGAAAACCAUUUCCAGAAGUCCAGUUCCUAUCGUACACAAAUCGCAAAAGAAUUCUGGUAACGGGAGGUGCAGGGUUUGUUGGCUCGCACCUUGUUGAUCAGCUGAUGUUGCAAGGUCACGAGGUCACUGUCGCUGAUAACUUUUUCACUGGUCGACGAAGAAAUGUCGAACAUUGGAUUGGACACGAGAAUUUUGAACUACUCAAUCAUGAUAUCAUCAAUCCAUUGCAUAUAGAAGUGGAUGAGAUCUACCACUUAGCAUCACCAGCUUCUCCGCCCAACUACAUGUACAACCCUAUUAAAACCAUCAAGACAAAUACCUUGGGUACCAUUAAUAUGCUUGGUCUUGCAAAACGAGUGAAAGCCAAGUUGUUGCUCGCAUCUACAUCUGAAGUUUAUGGAGACCCAGAAGUGCACCCACAACCGGAAACGUAUUGGGGUCACGUGAACCCCAUAGGUCCCAGGGCCUGCUACGACGAGGGCAAGAGGGUUGCUGAGACAAUGUGCUAUGCAUAUCAUAAACAGGGUGGAGUAGACAUACGUGUGGCAAGGAUCUUCAACACAUUCGGUCCCCGCAUGCACAUGAAUGAUGGCAGAGUCGUCAGCAACUUCAUACUACAGGCACUUCAGAAUCAACCAAUCACCGUAUACGGGGACGGUAGCCAGACGCGUUCAUUCCAGUACGUUAGUGACCUGGUCGAUGGAUUGAUGGCUCUCAUGGCAAGCAACUACACGCAGCCCGUCAAUCUGGGAAACCCGGAUGAAUACACCAUCAAUCAAAGGAAACCUGAUAUUUCUGUUGCCAUGAAGAUUCUUAAAUGGAAGCCAAAAGUGCCGAUGAUAGCUGGCCUAAACAAGACGAUUGAAUACUUCAAAAGUGAGCUGAGCGUUCGACAUCACAGUCAAAGAAAUAUCUGGGAACCUGAAAAACAUUCCGCAUAAUUUAUUAUCUUUGGAUGUUUUAUGUUAAUUUAUAUAUCUCUUUCUUUUUUUCUUUUGCUCUCUCUUCUCUUUCUUUUUUACUCUCUCUCUCUCUCUCUCUCUCUCUUUCUUCCUCUUUCUCUUUUAAAUCAUUCUAAUCUUUCAAAGAGGUCAUAAAACCAACUAAAUUUCUUUCUUCCUCUUUCUUUAGUCCAAUUUUUUUGUUAUAAUAUAUGAUAUAUCUGGUUCUCUAGUUAGUCAUUUUAUUGAAUUGCUAUUUUAUGACUUAUUUAUUAAUUUAUUCAAUCAAUCAUUUACUUGCUUAGUUAGUUAGUUAAUUAACUUAAUUUGUAAAAUGUUGACUGGUUUCUAGUUUUUUUUUAUUUUGGUUAAAUAAUUUGUGGUAUUUCUUGAUUUACUUUGCAUAAAUUCAUGUAUGAAUAAUUUCUGUUUGGUAUGUUGAUUUAGUUAUUAUGAUAGGCUGUGAACUGUUUUUACUAAAUGUUCAUGUUACGUGAAUCAUCCUCCAAGAACUACUGAGGAGUGUUAUAUUAAUUUGUUUAAAAUCUGAAUUUUUUUAAAAAUUGACUUUUUU